Messenger RNA from Melitaea cinxia (Glanville fritillary), 989 nucleotides. RefSeq lists its product as uncharacterized. The record is from RefSeq and is a predicted model, not a curated record. NCBI's taxonomy places the organism in Eukaryota, Metazoa, Arthropoda, Insecta, Lepidoptera, Nymphalidae. The transcript is spliced from 4 exons. The coding region runs from base 112 to 801 and encodes 229 amino acids.
UGAUGGUAGUGCUUACAGUGUGCCGGCGCCCCCUACAGUGACUACGCGCAUACGCAGACAGCGUUGCGUGAGGUUUUAUUUUAUUAGUGCUUGUGAUAAACUAUCGUGUUUAUGAGUGACUUUAGGGACAGCACAAUGAAUUUGAAACUGAACAACGAGGUAAGAAGCUCUGUCAACUUGCUUCAUAAAGCGCCUUCUACUACUGUAAAGGAAGAGAGACGUCGCACAGGACGAUAUAUUGCGAUUCUAGUGGGUAUAAGUUUGUUCCUUCUGGCGUUGUACCAUGCAUGGGUUAGACGGAUACCAGUAGUCGCCAGUCUAGUGGUGCCCUCUCUAAUAAUGUUCGUGUAUGUCGGCUGGGUUUUAUAUACGGCAUCGAGGGAUAAAAAGCGGUUAUUAGCAGAUGCAGAGGCGGCUCUAAAUGCCGCUUUACCGACUAAUGGUGAGGUCGACGGCCGCACAUCAGAGUUGUCACACACUAACUUGGAAGUUUCUGUUAUUACCAACAAAGAUUCUUCUAAAGCCAACACACCAGAAGAAAGCCCCGAUUGGUCGGAAAUCUCUUCAGUGUUGCUCAAACAAGACCAAAAGCCUGAAGAAAAAAGUGUUUGUUUUGUUAAACCAAUAAUUUUAAUUAAUGAUAAAUUGCCAGAAGAUUUGGAUCAGAAAUGGACGAAUAUUGUCGAAACGUUAACAAAUAGUGAAAAGUUAAAAAGUUUUCAAACGCGUAGAAAGUUCAAACGAAAAUUCUGUAGGAGGAAGCGACACGCUCAUUUUAAAAGAUCAUAUUCUAUAGGUUGACAAAAUUAUUUAUUAAAGAAGGUACCAAUAGUUUUAAUAAUAAUUACAAUUGUUUUAUUGAUAUGAUAUUCAAAAAUGUUUAGAAUUCCUAAUGUGUGGGUAACACAAAAAUAAAAUCGUAGAAAUUACAAUUAUGCGUUGAAUGAACUUAAAACGUAUUCUAGAACUACAAUAAAUUGUAGUAUAUU